Messenger RNA from Syngnathus acus (greater pipefish), 2852 nucleotides. It is a transcript of the gene crmp1, whose product is annotated as collapsin response mediator protein 1. Gene Ontology annotation, cellular component: cytosol; cytoplasm. The transcript is spliced from 14 exons. NCBI's taxonomy places the organism in Eukaryota, Metazoa, Chordata, Actinopteri, Syngnathiformes, Syngnathidae. The record is from RefSeq and is a predicted model, not a curated record. Gene Ontology annotation, molecular function: hydrolase activity, acting on carbon-nitrogen (but not peptide) bonds, in cyclic amides. The coding region runs from base 251 to 2278 and encodes 675 amino acids.
UUUGGAGGGAGAGGGAAACAAAGACCAUCCUCUUUGGAUACUUGCUGCAGAGGUUUGUAGCAUCAGAGAAACAUAAAAACGGCAUUAUUAUCCGUUCUUUUGGAGAUUGCAUCUUCUUCUAUAUAGCCCGGAGACAAUCAUCCAACCAGUACCACAAGAGGAGGCGGAGCCGCCUGUCCUGGUUACAUCGCGUGUUAUCGCCAUCCUCUCUCACCCUGUCGUCUAGCUGAAGCCUGGGGUGCAAGCCACAAUGUCGGACUGCAGGAGGCAGUGGAAUCGGGAAGAUGAGCUACCGGUCUACUUUGCCGGACCAAUCGCCACCGGACCGAACCAGCGCAAGAGCUUCGGCAUGUUCGAAUCCGUGGAAGGGGCGUUUGAAAGCAAAACCAUCGACUUUGACAAUUAUGCAGUUGGAAGGAAAGGGGGCCGCACCCCGAGGAGCGGGAGUCAGGAGAGACUCCUGGAUAUCUGCGACUCCAGCGGCGGUGGCAAAACCUGGGAAGCCCAAAAAGGUUCACAUACCACCUCCAACGAGGGAGAACAUGGCUGUCCAGGUGUUCAGACGGGGUUCUCCUCAGGGUUGGAAACCACACACGGGAAGGGCAACAGCCUGCUGAUUAAAGGAGGGCGAGUCAUUAAUGAUGACCAGUCAUUUUACGCAGACGUGCACAUUGAAGAUGGCCUCAUUAGGCAGGUAGGAGAGAAUCUGGUGGUCCCUGAUGGCAUCAAAGUAAUCGAGGCUAAUGGUCGCAUGGUGAUCCCCGGUGGGAUUGACGUCAACACCUGUCUGAUGAAGCCCUAUCUCGGUGUACGCCCCGUUGACGACUUCCUGCAAGGAACCAAAGCGGCGCUCGCUGGAGGCACGACAAUGAUCAUUGACCAUGUGACCCCCGAGGUUGGGGAAAGCUUGCUGGAGGCGUUCGAAGUCUGGCAGGAAGCUGCAGACAAGAAUGCGUGUUGUGACUACUCCCUCCACGUUGACAUCCCGCAAUGGAAUGAAACGGUUAAGGAUGAGCUGGAGAUGCUGGUGCAGGAAAAAGGUAUUAAUUCCUUCCAGGUGUACAUGGCCUACAAGGAUUUGUACCAGAUGUCAGAUUCUCAGCUAUACGACGCCUUCUCCUACUUAAAACAAAUUGGAGCUGUGGUGUUAGUUCAUGCUGAAAAUGGAGAUUUGAUUGCUCAGGAACAAAGCAAGAUCCUUGGGAUGGGAAUUACGGGACCGGAAGGUCAUCCUUUGAGUCGUCCUGAAGAGGUGGAGGCUGAGGCGGUGUUUCGUGCAAUCACCCUUGGUAACCGCGUGAAUUGUCCUGUCUACAUCACCAAGGUGAUGAGUAAGAGUGCAGCAGACACCAUCACCCAGGCCCGAAGGAAAGGGUCUGUCGUUUUUGGAGAGCCAAUCACGGCCAGUCUGGUCACUGAUGGUUCACAUUAUUGGAGCAAGAAUUGGGCCAAAGCUGCUGCUUAUGUGACAUCCCCACCUUUGAGUCCUGACCCUACGACCCCAGACCACCUCCAGACACUUCUGGCCUGUGGUGACCUGCAGGUGGUGGGCAGCGCUCACUGCGCAUUCAGCAUUUCCCAGAAAGCAAUCGGUAAAGACGACUUCACCUUAAUCCCAGAGGGCACCAAUGGAGUGGAGGAGAGGAUGAGUUUUGUUUGGGACAAAGCUGUGGCCAUGGGGAAGAUGGAUGAGAACAAGUUUGUGGCUGUCACAUCUACCAACGCUGCUAAAGUCUUCAAUCUGUACCCACGUAAAGGUCGGAUAGCGGUGGGCUCUGAUGCGGACGUCGUCAUCUGGGACCCCGACAGCACCAAAACCAUCACGUCUAAACUGCACCAGUCGUCUGCAGAAUUCAACAUCUUUGAAGGUCUGGAGUGUCGCGGGGCACCAGUGCUGGUGUUGAGUCAGGGUCGGGUGGUCUAUGAGGAAGGAAAGCUUCAAGUUCAGCAGGGUACUGGACGAUUCAUCCCUCGCAAGCCCUUCCCUGAUUUUGCUUAUCAACGUUUGAAGUUCAGGGAUCAGAUUAAGGAAAAAGGGGUCGUACGUGGCAUGUAUGAUGGGCCCGUGCAUGAUGUCAUUGCUCCCCCCAAAUAUAUCACACCUUCACCUUCGGCCAAAACUUCCCCGACCUCGCACCAGCCUCCACCAGUGCGCAACCUUCACCAGUCCAACUUCAGUCUAUCAGGGGCUCAGCUUGACGACAACAUCCCUCGCAGGUCCGGCCAUCGAAUUGUAGCACCUCCUGGUGGCCGUUCCAACAUUACCAGCCUUGGUUGAACACCCUGCACACUGCACAGUUAGAGUUUUACGGGGCUGAACGUGAGACCCUGCGUUAUUUUUACUUUGUUCCAGCAAUGCGUCAUGCACAAAUCACACCAUAAUGAUCUGCCUUGUGAGUACACUCAUACACACAUAAUAUUGUGAUAUACAAUCAGUAAAGUCGUUCAAAUAUCAACAUUCACAAAGUAACUCACUAAAUGAUGGGUUACAAUCAGUAUCUCCUUUUCAUGGCACAACUUGCACUAAGUGUUAAGCUCCACAAGAUGGUGCUGUUGCUGUUGGCCUCUGUCUCCGCAUCCGCAUUAUCGGCACAUGAGCAAUUGAUUCAAUGUGACUUUAGAUUGCAUUAGAUGCAUUUAGAUUUAGAUGCAUGGGCAACCCUUUAAAUGUGACACUGUGGUUGUGCGCAAUUGUAUUCAGAUGCUGUUUGUAAGCUUUGAGCACUCUUUAAUGUUCAUAAAAAAAGAUAAUAUUUUAUCUGAGCAAGGCAUCAUCACAAUCACGCAGUUCCUGCAAAAUGCAAAAGGCAAUAAGCCACUGCAAUAAAUGAAAUGAUCAAUAUAGCAUGAUA